Messenger RNA from Centrocercus urophasianus (Greater sage-grouse), 968 nucleotides. RefSeq names its product cortexin 1 (gene CTXN1). The transcript is spliced from 3 exons. NCBI's taxonomy places the organism in Eukaryota, Metazoa, Chordata, Aves, Galliformes, Phasianidae. The record is from RefSeq and is a predicted model, not a curated record. Bases 416 to 670 code for a protein of 84 amino acids.
CCCAGCCUGGCUCUGAAGGAGAAGGGCCUGUGGGCCAGGAAGCACGGCUGUGGAGCAGCGGAGGGAGAGACAAAAUCCUUCAGUGCCGCAAGUAAAGCCUUUCCGUCUCUCUCUGGAGCUGCCCAAGAAAGCUGGAUCCUGGAGAUCUUUGCUCAGUGAUGUGGCUGUUGGGAGGCAGUCUUCUGCUUCUCCUGCAACAGCAAUGCUAGUGCACCCACACAGCUGGAGUGAGGAGCUCUCGGUCUGCACAGGAGUGAAUCCUGAGCUCCUUGGCUCAGCUUAGCAGUGCUGGUGGCUAUGGAGUGAGCGGUACAGGUGGUGUUCCAGGUGCACAGCAGGAGGCUGGAGCUGGCUGCCCAAGCCCUGAUGCUCCCUGUCCUCGUGCUCUUUGCAGCUCGUGUGCCUCACCUCUGCCAUGAAUGAUGCAUCGACGAUGGAUUAUGAACUGCUGUCCCCGUCCUUGGUUGAGCACCCGGCCAGCACUGCGGGCAUGGAUGCCGAGCAGAAAACCGUCUUUGCCUUUGUCAUCUUCCUCCUCGUCUUCUUGGUGAUGCUGAUGGUGCGCUGCUUUCGCAUCCUGCUGGACCCCUACAGCCGCAUGCCUGCCUCCUCCUGGACUGACCACAAGGAGGGGUUGGAGAGGGGCCAGUUUGACUACGCCUUGGUGUAGAGGGCAGGGAUGGGGCGAGCCUGGGUGCUCCGAGUGCCUCCCACCCCAGCUGGCCCCGGCCCCGGCCCCCCCUUCCUCUGUGGUGUUGCCCCGGGCCAGCAGGGAUGCCGUGGGCAGGGAGGCGAGGUCGGGCUCUUGUCUGGGGUGGGUUUUCUAGGGGUUUCUCUCUUUUCUAAGCACUUUUCAGUUCUCUUCGCAGCCUGCAGCACUCUCGGCAAGACGCAUCGGAGGGGUGACGUGACUCCCCACGGGUCUCGCUGCCCACCGUGCCCGGGGCAGUGCUGCGUGCCGCAGAGAG